AUGCGCAAGCAACAGGGCUCUCUCAAGGAACAUGUAUUCUCCACACACAACCAGAUCCUCACCAGAGACAUCUUGACAAGCAACGCUGACGAGACAUCUGGACAAAGCAAUAAUCGACAGAUCCCUGGAGCCCACCCCUCGACCCUGGAGUCCACCCCUCGACCUUGGAGCCCACCCCUCGAUCCUGGAGUCCACCCCUCGACCUUGGAGCCCACCCCUCGACCCAGGAGCCCACCCCUCGACCCAAGAUCCCACCCCACGACCCUGGAGCCCACUCCUCGACCCUGGAGCCCACCCCUCGACCCUGGAGCCCACCCCUCGACCCUGGAGCCCACCCCUCGACCCAAGAUCCCACCCCUCGACCCUGGAGCCCACCCCUCGACCCUGGAGCCCACCCCUCGACCCAAGAUCCCACCCCUCGACCCAAGAUCCCACCCCUCGACCCUGGAGCCUACCCUUCGACCCUGGAGCCCACCCCUCGACCCAAGAUCCCACCCCACGACCCUGGAGCCCACUCCUCGACCCUGGAGCCCACCCCUCGACCCUGGAGCCCACCCCUUGACCCUGGAGCCCACCCCUCGACCCUGGAGCCCACCCCUCGACCCAAGAUCCCACCCCACGACCCUGGAGCCCACCACUGGAUCCAAGAUCCCACCCCUCAACCUUACAAGCACCUGUGACAUUGAUGAUGGGGUUGACGACGAUACAGGUGACAUUGAUGAUGGGGUUGACGACAAUACAGGUGACAUUGAUGAGGAGGUUGACGACAAUACAGGUGACAUUGAUGAGGAGGUUGACGACCAUACAGGUGACAUUGAUGAGGAGGUUGACGACGAUACAGGUGACAUUGAUGAUGGGGUUGACGACAAUACAGGUGACAUUGAUGAGGAGGUUGACGACCAUACAGGUGACAUUGAUGAUGCGGUUGACGACAAUACAGGUGACAUUGAUGAUGGGGUUGACGACAAUACAGGUGACAUUGAUGAUGGGGUUGACGACAAUACAGGUGACAUUGAUGAUGGGGUUGACGACAAUACAGGUGACAUUGAUGAUGGGGUUGACGACAAUACAGGUGACAUUGAUGAGGAGGUUGACGACCAUACAGGUGACAUUGAUGAUGCGGUUGACGACUACACAGGUGACAUUGAUGAGGAGGUUGACGACCAUACAGGUGACAUUGAUGAGGAGGUUGACGGUUAUUGUCAAAUAUACAGUGAAGCUUCAGAUUGA
Messenger RNA from Procambarus clarkii (red swamp crayfish), 1230 nucleotides. The record is from RefSeq and is a predicted model, not a curated record. Lineage: Eukaryota; Metazoa; Arthropoda; Malacostraca; Decapoda; Cambaridae.